This is a messenger RNA of Beauveria bassiana ARSEF 2860, 672 nucleotides long. Its product is annotated as ankyrin repeat-containing protein. The record is from RefSeq and is a predicted model, not a curated record. Gene Ontology annotation, biological process: nucleoside metabolic process. NCBI's taxonomy places the organism in Eukaryota, Fungi, Ascomycota, Sordariomycetes, Hypocreales, Cordycipitaceae. Bases 1 to 672 code for a protein of 223 amino acids. Gene Ontology annotation, molecular function: catalytic activity. The transcript is spliced from 3 exons.
AUGUUGUGUGGACUAAGAGCCAAGUACGAGAGACAGGGCCAUUCUAUCCAGGAAGAUAUCAGGGCUCGUCUAGUAGCAGAGAAUCGGCUAAAGAAAAAGUACAGCCGCCCUGCUGUAGAUACUGACAGUCUAUACCAAUCUCAUGUCAUUCAUCCACAAAGCGAAAGCUCGUGUCUAGACAGCUGUGGCCGCGACGCCCAGUCUGUGAGCAUACGUACUGCCCGGGACGAAGUUGAGGAUGAUCCGGCUAUCCACUACGGUUUGAUCGCCUCAGCGAAUCAGCUGAUGAAAGAUGCCAAGCUUCGAGAUCAAUAUGCAAAUGAAAAAGGCAUUUUUAUGCUUCGAGAUGGAAGCAGCAGGCAUAUUGUUCCACAGACAUAUACCGAGUUGUGGAUCUACGACGUCAAUGCUCAUUCGGAACCCCAAUCUCCUGGAUAUGCAGUCUCCGAGGCGAUUAGGACUACGAGUGAAGUCAUUACCGAUAUCGAGUCCACGGUAGCGAAAGACGGCGAUGACAAAAUUCUCAACUGGCCAACGCCAACACCAAUCGACUAUGGCUCUCAGUAUAGCGACCUCUUGAAGGUCCGGCAACCAGGAACUGGCCAAUGGUUUUUGGACUCAACACAGUAUCAGACCUGGCGGACCACACAGAAACAAAUUUGUUCUCUCUAA